This is a messenger RNA of Homalodisca vitripennis (glassy-winged sharpshooter), 459 nucleotides long. Its product is annotated as THO complex subunit 4-like. The record is from RefSeq and is a predicted model, not a curated record. Bases 1 to 459 code for a protein of 152 amino acids. Gene Ontology annotation, biological process: mRNA export from nucleus. Gene Ontology annotation, molecular function: mRNA binding. The transcript has 4 exons. Lineage: Eukaryota; Metazoa; Arthropoda; Insecta; Hemiptera; Cicadellidae. Gene Ontology annotation, cellular component: nucleus.
AUGGCAGGAGGUCCUACAAAACUAGUCGUCUCCAACCUGGACUAUGGAGUAUUAAGUUCAGACAUACAGGUGAUCUUCUCAAAAGUUGGUCCUAUACACAGUGCAACGGUGAACUAUGAAAAGUCUGGUUGCUCCAUGGGCUCGGCUUACGUCGUAUUUGAGCGAAAAGCAGACGCUGUCAGGGCUAUGAAACUGUACAACAGGGUUACUUUAGAUGGUCGCCCAAUGCAUAUUGAACUGACUACCUCUGAUGUUAAGGUUACGAUGCAGCAAGCCAACCGAGUCAGCGAAUGCUUCAACCGCAGGCCUAGUGCUGAAGGUUUUCGCCACGGAAUUACUGGAAGAGAAGAAACGGUCGAGGCGGCAGAAGAGGUGACGGGGCGAACAGUGAAAAACAAAGUCCCAACUGCUGCAGAGUUAGAUGUAGAAUUAGAUGCGUACAUCAGCGAAAGAAAGUAG